UGCGCGAGCUGUGCUUUCCACUUUCCCGCACUGACGACUGAUGGGUUCGACUUCUUUCCCACACGUCAAGGGCACCGGGUAGAUGGUCAAAGGCCGCGGCAUAAGAAGAUGGUGAAUCGAAGGGAUGUCCCAGCGAGAAAACGCGACAUGGCUUCCUUUUGCGUUUCAUGCCCUGGUUGGAUGCUGCCUGCGGAAUGAGCCGCUAGCGCAGAAACUACCGUGGACGCUCAAAUUCGAGUGCGUGUUUUCUUGCAUUUUGUGUGGUGUUGUAACUCACAGACUUGGUGAAGGAGAUUGUGCAGGGCGCGAGAUGAAUUGUGUUGCCUGCAAUUGUCACAUCCACGCAGACAUGGGGAUUUGCGUUGUUUCUUUAACUGUUUCAUACUGUUUCUGUGUGGCACGAAAUGGCACGACAGCUCUCAUGGUUGGCGGAGGUGAGUCAGUUCAAGAAACUUGUGCUCGAAUGUGGUUCAGAUCCGACAAGUUCGUCUUCAAGGUCUGCCAGUUCUGCGCGCUUGGCGCAAACCCAAGCUUCUGCAGACCCAGAAGACCCACCGGGCGCAGGUUUCUUUGGCGAUUCCUGUUCAGAGGUUCCUGGUCCGCUGAUCAAUGGACAGUUUGAGCUCCCCGGAGAGUACAGACAGCGUUUGGAGGAAAGCGAGGAUGCGGGAGUCGUCGUCACUACGAGAUCAGGAGCCAAUGCCCUUGUGUGGCUGAGCCAUGUGCCUGACCAGCCCCAGCUGCUUCUAGUAGUUUCAGACACGUUCCGGACGCACCGCGUGAAGCCCGUGCGAGGUUGGAUGGAGACCAUGGACAAUGGAGUUGUCAUUGGCGCUUUCGAGGUGUCUGACUUGAACGGUCAGCCACUCUCAUCUGAGCGCACAACUCAGUUGGAAACAGCGUUGAUGCAGGCUGGAGAGCGCGGGUCACAUGGCAAGGCCAGACUCCACUCCGUGCCACACAAAUGUGUGGCUGCCUGCAAGCCUUUGCAAGCUCGCAAUGGCCGCUCUUUCGACGAUGCCAUUCCUGAUGCUGACGCCUCCACGAUUUCUGCAUCGUGA
Molecule: messenger RNA, 1061 nt
Organism: Cladocopium goreaui
Lineage: Eukaryota; Dinophyceae; Suessiales; Symbiodiniaceae
Source: the annotation of a GenBank genome assembly